GAAAGCAAUGAAUAUUCUGCCUUUGUUAGAUAUUGGAUAUCUUGAUAUUCUUCAGUCGAAAUGAAUGAAACAAUACCAUGAGUAACCAUAGGAAUGUUCAAAUUAAAGCUCAUGGAGGGUCCAUCACCUCAGGCCAAAGAACAGUCACAGGAAAUAUCUCAGAAGGAAGUCCUGUACCUGAGGUGUCAGUGGUGUCUGGGGAGAAUCAGCCAGGUCAGGUGUCUAGCAGCAUGAAUUUGCAGAUUGAGGCCUUGGACUCCGACAUCUCAUGUGCACAUGAAACAGCCGUCCACCUCAAUGUCACUCCUUCUUCCAGUGUCACUGAGAGAGAGCAGCAGCUGUCUGACCCCGAGACCCCAAGUCCUACAACAGACACUGUCCCCCUCUCCCCAUCCAUCAGUGUCACAGGGGGUUCUCCAUCAGGGGCCACAACUCUUCACUUCUUUGUCCAUGAGAAGGGGAAGUACAUACAGAUAGGACAAUGUUGUGUUGUUGUAGAGCUGCAUGUUAAUGAUGGACUUAUGGAGAAGCUGAAGAAAGAAGGAACACUGGAAGUUGACACUCACACUGGUGCCUCUGUGGUGACACUGAGGUGGAGAGGAAUUGAGGAAACUGAGGAGGUACUGAGGACCAGGAUAAAAGCACAGUUAACCUCCUCACUGACAGAGAACCUGCAAGCUCUGGAGAGGACAGUCCUAGAGGACCUGGUGAACAAGGACUGUGACAAAUGUCAGAAACUGGUGACAUUCCUCUUACAGGAGAUGAGGGGCCAUUUGGCAGAUAUAUCCCUGGGGUGUUUCCAACUCACGGUGCUAUUUACAAGUCAGGAGGAGCUAGAGAAAGCCACCUCUUCUGAUUCCCUUCAGAGAAUGCAGAAGUUUCUGGAGAGUUUACUUGUUACAGAGAAAGUACAAGAGUUGGUUGAGGAUGUCCGAUUUUCUGUGACUGUCUUAGGUGAAGAAGCAGCUAUAUCAUACAAAGAGGUCCUAGAGGUCACCACUUUAUACAGAAGGGAGGAUAAGACAUCAAGUGAGAAAGUAUCAAGUGGAAUGGGUAAGGAGAUUUCUGAGCUGAAAUCAUUUUUAUCCCAUGAAUUAACCAGUCUGCGAGCAGGCCAAGCAAGGGAGAUAAUGACUCAGGAACAGCUCACGAGACAGAUUGGAGCUCAGGUUCAGCAGUGCGUGACCGAGGAGCUGGAUCAGUUCCGUCAGAGACAAGUCCAGGUUUUACGUGAUGCCAUAGCGGAACUGUUGCCAGGGUUACAACAGAGGUUAUAUGAAAAUGUUGUUACUAAACUACAGGACUCAGGCAUCUCUGAAUCAGUCCAGCAUCAAACUGAUGAAGCCCUCUCGAGUGCAGAGAGAAUAAGUCGGUUGGUGAGUUUUGUACAGUCCAAGGCUCCACAAGUCCUUCCUGAAGUCAAGGUCAGACAGAGGGGACCACCUGUAGAUUUUUUAGCUUUCUUCAGUGCUAUACAAGGAUUGAGUUACAAAGAUGAGGAGAAAUCUGAGGAAGAUGAAGGAUAUACUGACACCAAAGGAGCUGGGCUCCAUGAAAAACUCAUGAAAAUCUGGGGAGAGGAUGGGGUCAAGGUUGUGCAACACUCCAUGGAGAUGGCUACACAAGCUACAGAGAAGCUAGAUAAGGGAGAGAUUUCUGACCAGUUUUGUACUGUGUUGUGUUUGGAUCUGUCUCACAGCAUGGCAGGAAACCCCAUAAAACAACAGAGGAAAGAGGCAGAGAGAAUUGUACAAAGUUGUUUGGGUCAAAUUGCUGUGGUUACCAUCGGUGAUAAGACCAAAGUGGAACAAGAUCUAACACAGGACAAAGAUACAGUAAAGAAAAUUCUGGAACAUUUACACGUACAGCCCUACGGUCAGAUGACCAGCUCCCCAGUAAUUCAGGGCCUUCUGACAGCACUUAAGCUCCUGCAGCUGAGAGUAAAGCCAACAGAAAUUGGUCAUCAUCACAAACUGUAUCCCAAAAUAGUGAUUAUAUCAGAUGGUUUGUUCAAUGACUGCUCCCCAGAGAGUGAAGAAACUAAACAGCCAUGUUCUAAGACCGACAGCCUGUUUGGAUCAGUUUUGGAAGUGAUGGCUGCUUUGAAUAUUCAUGUUCCCAUCUACUUUGUUCCUAUUGGAGAAAAGUUAGAUACUAGUUCAAGCUGGUUUGACACGGUGACAGUUGUUAAGGAUGUAGAUUUUCUUUCUGAUUCCAUGGAAACAGAGACAUUAACAGGAAGAGUGAUGUCAGCCAUCAUGGAACCCAAAGAACCACAGACUCCUGCUAAAUCCUGGCAGGCAAUAAAAAAGGACCUCAUCAGGAAAAAACAGCAUACUAAAGAGAUCAAUAGAGUUGAAUGGUUCAUCACAGAACAUUUUAAAAAGCCCCCACCCAUCGGAACACGAGUGAAGGUUUCUGGUACAGAGUCUCAGCCAACAGGAACUAUCCUACAACACAUCAAAGGACAGAAAGGGGAACAUGACACAAAGACAAAGUAUGUACUUGUUGUUUUGGACACUGGAGAUAAGGAAUAUUACCGCUGGACCUUUGACCAGGAAAAACUACUGUUCUACAAAUCCUCUCCGGACUCGGGUCAUGCAGCCAUACCCGUAGGAACACUGGUCCAUCGAGGCAGACAUUGGAAUUAUAACAACCAAGAUGGUGGUCCAGAUGAAAUAGGGGUUGCCAUCAUCAACAAAGAUGGAGGACGACUAGUCAAGGUGUGCUGGCGCUCACCUUCAGCUGCUCAUGAAUUGAAUGUAUAUAGAUACGGAGAUCAAGAAAGAUUUGACAUAGAAAAAGUGGAACCUCCACUCAUUGACUUGACGGGACUAACUGAUUCUGGGUAUCCACGAUGGGAGGUCAGUGAUGAGGCGGGGAAGUGGAAGACACUGACGGGGGUCAGUGCCCUACAACUGGAGGACAGUGUGGCCCUCAGAAAGUCCAUACUGACCAUGCAGGAGGGACAUACUCAGGGGACAUUUAGGCUGGAAGGGGACAAGCUGACAGACUUCAAUACACAGAAGACUUUAAGGAUAAGGAAGAUGGAGGAAACAUGAGCAUUGACCUUCUUAAAGAUGGAAGUUUUACAUCUCUGAAGAAUGACAGAAAUGGAGUUGUUGACUGCUUUCUAAUUAUUCACUACGCAUAACAUGUACA
Messenger RNA from Saccostrea echinata, 3162 nucleotides. RefSeq lists its product as uncharacterized. The coding region runs from base 78 to 3062 and encodes 994 amino acids. The transcript has 25 exons. Gene Ontology annotation, molecular function: metal ion binding; ubiquitin-protein transferase activity. The record is from RefSeq and is a predicted model, not a curated record. Gene Ontology annotation, biological process: protein ubiquitination. NCBI's taxonomy places the organism in Eukaryota, Metazoa, Mollusca, Bivalvia, Ostreida, Ostreidae.